GAUCACUUCGGGUCACAAAUGAAAACAGAACUGAGCAGCAGCAGCAGAGAUGGAGUAUAGAAAUUGUUUUGAACGGCGCUCCCUGGCUCUGCUCCACAUCUCAUAAAUAAUAGCUCUCACCUCAUUUUAGCUACGAAGUGAAGCAAAAGCCAGCUGCCUGUGUCUUUCUUCACCAAACCUAAGAUUCUCUCUCGGAGAAGCAGGACUGAGCACACUGUUAUUAGCUGACUUUAUUGAGGCGAUACGUUUUCUUUCCUUUGGGCUGCGAUUUUUUUGCCACAGUUGCAGGAGCGUCUUGAAUGGGGAAGCUGAUCUCCAAAGGCCAACGCAAAAGAGAUGCUCGAGUUGUCAUGCUGGGGCUUGACUUUGCUGGCAAAUCAACCCUUCUGUACAAACUCAAGAGUGGCCGGGCUGUGGAGACCUGCCCGACGGUGGGCUUCAACGUGGAGUCCCUGCAAACACCCUGUCAUGUAUCCUUCACGCUCUGGGACGUUGGUGGACAAGGCAGCCUGCGGGCAAGCUGGCCUCACUACCUGGAGGACACCAGUACUCUAAUCUUCGUGCUCGACAGCACAGACACAGCCCGGCUGCCCGAAGCGAUGGCAGCACUGGAGGAAGCCCUGAGCCACCCCAGCAUGGCUGGCAUCCCCGUCCUCCUCCUGGCCAACAAGCAGGAGGUGCCAGGAGCGCUGGCUCCUGCCGAGCUGGGGGAGAGGCUGCGGCAGGGGCGGCUGGCAGGGCGCCGCUGGGUGCUCCAGGGCUGCAGUGCCUACACUGGCCAAGGCCUGAAGGAAGCCCUGGCCAUCUUGGGAGAGCUGCUACGCGGUCUGAAGCAGAGCUCCCCAUCCCAAGAGCAGCCCCUUGCAGGGCCGGCAGGGAGGAGGCAAGGUCCAGAGCAAACCUGAUCCUCAAGUGGACCCUUCCCACUCAUCGCUGCCAACAGGUUUGUCACAGAGGAUCCCAGCCUCCAGGUUCCCCCUAAAAUGAGCAGACCUGCAGCUGGCAUGUGCUGCGAAACACUCAGCUGCUCACCACUGAAACCCACCACAAAGACCUCCAAGCAAAACUCCCAUCGCGGAGCGUUUUUUGGCCCCAUCUCUUGGACUCUCAUCACCAGCUGCAGCUUGUCCUGCUGUCACCAGCUCUGCUCAUCCAUUUUGUGCAUGUUCAGUGCUUCAGCAGGGAUGCUUUUUGCCAGGGCAAUAUAAAUUAUAAGAGAGAUGUGCCCAAGGGACAGAAGAAGUUUUCUUUCUGCAGCUCCCAGCCCAGAUGCAGCUUUCCUGAUGGCGUGGUCCCCAGGGGGAUGUUUGAAUGUGUCUCCUGCCGCUUUUCUCUCAGCUCGAAUCAUACGUUCAUCCACUGGAAAAGCAGGCAGCCACUAAAAGGAAUGGCUGAACAGGAGCAGCGUAAGCGCAGGGCUUGAAAUGGCCAACAGCUAAUUGGUUUUAUUGCAGCAUCUAUGGGUAUAAACUUCAAGUCAUGGAAACAAGCCAGGAUUCGAUGGCAUAAUGCGGUUUGAGGAUGUGUAUGUAUUAAUUCCCACAUUUCUGGUUUUGGGUCUUUCCUUUCCAUUUGUUUUUUUUAUCAAAUACUGAUUUCAUGAAAAUGGUACCUCAUUUUCCUUGGAAUAUAUUUAAAUAUAAAGAAAACAAACCUAAUUUCCAGGAAGCUUGGAAAUGCAUCUGCAUGGCCAGUCAACCUCUGAAUAUCCUUAUGGUGGCCUGAACAGCCAAGACAAAGCCCCGACUCUCAGACUUUUUGAAACUGGAUGAGACGACUCUACAGGCAAUGUUUGGUACCUAUGGGCGCCUAUGGGCACAGGCAGGGAUCACUGCAGUGGGAGCUGCCUCCAGGUCCUGCUGACUCUUUCGACGGCACCAAGACACUUCAGUUAUCUUUCACACCAUUUAUGAGAGGACAUAGCUAAUUACUCAUUGAUUUAUUAACCUUUCUGUGGGAAUGAUUUUUAAAGCAGCUUCAACAAACCCUUUUCAUUACUAUGAACGCAGCACAGAUUUAUUUUUUAAUUCCUGAAAAGAAGGGUUUCAUCCACCUGCAGAGAGAAAGAAAGCAGCGAGCUGGUGAAAAACACAAGCAAUGGUAAAACCAUUGCAGGAAGGAUGAUUCACCUUUCCACCAGUCUCUUCACAACUUCCAUAGCUCAGUCCAUGACACAAAAUGCUUUCUACUCGUGCAUUAGCUGAUUUCUGCUCUAGGCACCAUUUCUUUGUUUUCAGAUGGACCUACAUGCUGCAGUUACUGAUGGGGCUUCUCUGACGAAUUUCGCCAUGGUUUUGCUGAAGGGCCGGAGAUCAGAGGGGAACCACACGGUCCCAGGGCUGCAGGCAAGGGCAGGAACGGUUGCCAAUGAACUAUUUAAAGAGGGUACGGGCAACCACGGGGUGCAUGAGAGGGAGCUGUGAGACCGGCUGUGGCGCAGGGAGAGGAGUGUUAGGGCAGUAGCCAGAGACCUGGGAAACACCUGGAGGAAGAAAGGUCAAUAAGAAUUUUUUAAAAUCCAAGAAGAGCUUUCUUUUUAAAUACAACAUGAAAAAGAAAAAGUUGCAAAAAAACCCUUUUGUUAGGAAACGGGCUGUAUAAUGCAGUGGAAUGUCUUCAUCGGUGCUUUAAUGCACCUAACAGCUGUAAAUUAAUUUCCUCCUCUUAAAAAAACUCUGAAAUACCACCUAUAAAGAUUCAUCACAUGUAACCCUCCAAGAAAAAAACAAGAAGCAAAACCACGUGUGACACCACCUCUCAAAAAAACUAAUACUGUUGCCAAAUUGUAUUAAACACCAAGCAUGCAAUUAUGACUGAGACAAAUGAUAAACUACAGUUCAAGGCGUUGCAGCCUUCAAAGGGUUAAUUAACUGGCCUUCAUCUAAACGUUCCAAUACUUGACUGUUUCAUGAUGCAUUUGCUUGAGCCACAGCCCUGAGCUUGCCAUCUGGGUAUCAUUAAAAAUACCAGGUGAAGGCUGGUGUUCGGGUUAGGAUCUCAGCAAUGCAUCCAUGGCUGGGAACAUAUCACACCCCCCCACCUCAUACUUCACACAAUGGGAUUUGUAUAAAAUUCAUGCAGAGAGGGGAAAAAAAAACCCCAACAAUAAAUUAGCCAACUGCUAUGAAAGGCAAUACCAACCUGGACGCGGCAAGCGCGUCCCCCUCUGCCCACGCCCCUGCCUGCCUCUCUGCGGCCGGACCAGAAGCAUGAACCUCUGCUCCAACCCAGUCCGACACCCGUCACCUCCAAAGCUCUAGUGCUUUACAUCAAUCCGGCACCAUCAACAUCUUGGCCGCUAAUUGCCAUGAGAAACAAUCUCCUGAAGCUAAUAAAGUGUUCUUAAAUUCUC
Messenger RNA from Falco peregrinus (peregrine falcon), 3352 nucleotides. It is a transcript of the gene ARL11, whose product is annotated as ADP ribosylation factor like GTPase 11. NCBI's taxonomy places the organism in Eukaryota, Metazoa, Chordata, Aves, Falconiformes, Falconidae. The transcript has 2 exons. Gene Ontology annotation, cellular component: cytoplasm. Gene Ontology annotation, biological process: vesicle-mediated transport; intracellular protein transport. Gene Ontology annotation, molecular function: GTPase activity; GTP binding. The record is from RefSeq and is a predicted model, not a curated record. Bases 300 to 905 code for a protein of 201 amino acids.